Molecule: messenger RNA, 8118 nt
Organism: Polypterus senegalus (gray bichir)
Lineage: Eukaryota; Metazoa; Chordata; Cladistia; Polypteriformes; Polypteridae
Gene: zdhhc5a
Product: zinc finger DHHC-type palmitoyltransferase 5a
Exons: 12
Coding region: 1868-4309 (813 amino acids)
Biological process (GO): protein palmitoylation
Molecular function (GO): palmitoyltransferase activity
Source: RefSeq, a predicted model, not a curated record
CCUCUUUCCUCCCCUUUAAGUGGUUUGCGCUUGAUUUCGGCUUGGUUUUUAAAGGCAGUGUCGCUUUUUUUUUUAAUCUCGUCAGACUUUGCCUCCUAGGUUACCAAAUCCUUCUGCGGACGUGAUGGGGGAGAUAACCGGUUAUCGCUGGCUGUUUAUUGGGUGAAUUGUUGAAACAGUACAGACCCUUGAAGAGUCUGAGGAACGAAGGCCUCGGAGCCAGGGGGCCCUGCACUGUGUGUAAUCCGGAAAGCUACGCUUUGGUCAGGCCAUAGCGCCUAACAAAGAUCGAGGAUUCAUCAGGGGGGCCCCUUUUCCUUCUUCAGAUUUACCUUCGAUAUACGGAGAAAAUGCCGACCAACUUGAAGUUGAUUUAACGCAAGAAGUUUGUGACUUUGUGUUUUUUUUUCGUGAAUGUUAAAAGGUUAUACUGUUAAAGUUUAAAGGGCCAUGUUUUAGACUGUUCGCCAGCGAGAUAGGAUUUCUUUAAAAUGGUUAGCCUAUCAAGUACAGGAGCCGCAAAACCGAGAAUAUUCCAAAGACUUUUAAAGUGAUUAAAUAUUUAAAGAACGGGCAGGCCGCAACUCUCAGUUGAAUGUUGAAAAGCCAAAUGGCCGAUUUGCGUGUCUGUAAAUACGCAUGUUUUAAAAACACUCUAAGCAAUAAUAAGCAAGGAAGAGUACAGUAUAUACCAAAGCAACUUUAAAAAAAAAAUAUUCAGCGAGAGUAUAUACACAACGCGUUUUAGAAACGUUGCUUCUAUUGAGUUAAUGAUUUACUGUAAAUGACAGAUGAUUUUAUAGUUUGAGUUUCUGUUAAUAAGAUUAAAAUGCUAGAUGUUUAUAUGUGAUAUUAAGCACAAGGGAAAGGUAAUUAUUAAGCCGAGUAGAUCAGAUAACGAAUUGCGUUUUUGCAAAGGUUGAAUGAAUUAUUACUGUGUUCACAAUUAAAGAAAACGAGAAAGAGUAAGUUGUUAGGCAAGCCUUGAACGUACGACUGCUUUACACACAAAAGACGCAUGAAUCGGUAUGGUGAAAGGGAAGCUAACGUUUUUGUGCUGUUAUUAAUAUUCCUAAACGUUUUCCAUUUUUUUUUAAACUUCUAGCGACUUGCUAGCCAGGUCUCCGCCUUGUUUAACCGAAAGGCGAGCGUUGACUUAUUUUUACGUUAAUAAGGUAUUUUGAGCAUAGUUUUCAGUUGUCUAGCGAGGAGUGACCUGAAAUUGUAAUAGACACACUUUCCUUAUAUAUACAUUUAUUAUUAGUAUAUUUUUUUACGGUGUUCCAUUAUUUUUAAGCUGAGUUUAUUACAGCGUAUCUGUCAUUGACUAGACACAUCCAAGUUGUAAAUAGUAUAGAUAGCAACCGGGCGAUCACAGGAUUACCUUUAAAUAUUUUUUUUUCCUCUCGUCUUUGGUAAAUAAAAUGAGAUUACAUUUUUUAUUCGCCUGAAUGUCUUAGAAAUUUUGCAUGCACAAGCUGUGCCUCUGCUUGUGAAUGAGUUGAAGUUUAGAAGAGUUAAAAUUGGGCCCCUCAGUAGGAUGUUCAGCUCCUUUUAUAAGUUAGAAAAGAUUUUUUUAAAGGAUAUUUUUUAGUUUCUAUGUCUUUGCUCUUUUUUUUUUUUUUUGGACUUGGAAAUAACCGUGAAGCGAUGGAAGGGAUUAGAACCACAUGGAUUAUAAUAAACAUUUAAAUUCUGAAGACGCGCUUUGGAGUUCAAGAAGCCAGCAUUUCUUGGCCUUUUUAUCAUCCUCGUACCUGGGAUUAAUGACACUGAACCUGGAUGCACACGCUCGCUUACCUGGAGGGGUGUUGUCUUAAACUGGCAUCACAUCAGUUCAACAUCCUGAUCAUCAGUGAGCACAAAGAUGCCAUCGGGUUCAGGUAGCAGUGGUACCACACGUAAAUUCAAACCGAGCAAAUACAUCCCUGUGUCUGCAGCAACAACGUUCCUUGUGGGAUCCACUUCCCUGUUCUUCGUUUUCACGUGCCCUUGGUUAACCCAGACCUUCUCUCUUGCAAUUCCCAUCUACAAUGGCAUCAUAUUUCUCUUUGUGUUGGCAAACUUCAGCAUGGCUACCUUCAUGGACCCUGGAAUUUUCCCUAGAGCUGAGGAAGAUGAGGAUAAAGAAGAUGAUUUCCGUGCUCCUCUUUACAAGACCGUGGAGAUAAAGGGAAUCCAGGUCCGAAUGAAAUGGUGUUCCACCUGCCGUUUCUACAGACCACCUAGAUGCUCACAUUGCAGUGUAUGCGACAAUUGUGUCGAGGAGUUUGAUCAUCACUGUCCCUGGGUGAAUAACUGUAUCGGGCGAAGAAAUUACCGGUAUUUCUUUCUGUUCUUGUUGUCACUGACAGCUCAUAUCAUUGGAGUUUUUGGGUUUGGGCUUCUAUUCAUAUUAUACCACAUGGAUGAACUUCGAAUGGUUCACUCAGCUGUCACAAUGGCAGUCAUGUGUGUUGCAGGAUUGUUUUUUGUUCCAGUGGCUGGCCUCACUGGUUUCCAUAUUGUAUUGGUAGCAAGAGGCAGAACUACUAAUGAACAGGUAACCGGUAAAUUCCGUGGUGGGGUCAAUCCUUUUACUAAUGGCUGCUGGAAAAAUGUCAGCCAUGUUCUCUGCAUUUCACAGGCACCCAGGUAUCUUGGGCGUCCACGCAAGGAGCAGACAGCAGUUGUGAAACCCCCUUUCCUCAGACCAGAAUUCUCUGAUGGACAGAUAACUGUAAAAAUUAUGGACAAUGGAAUUCAGAAUGAUCUCAAUCCAACAAGGUCCAAAGGCAGUUUGGAAGUUAUGGAGAGUCAGUCGGCCGAUUCUGAACCACCUCCUCCUCCCAAACCUGAACUUCGCUACCCAGGCCUUAGAGCACAACUGACAUUGAAUACCACUGAGGAGAGUAGCUUGCUGUCCCAAAAUGACAAUCCCCCUACUCCUACCAUGUACAAAUAUAGACCUGCAUACAGCAGCCCGGGGAAGAACCAGACCAGCACAAAGAUGAUGAGGGGUGACAGUUUAAAAGAGCCACCUUCAAUAUUAGAAAGCAGCCAGCAUCAUAGUUAUCGCUCUGAACCAAGCCUUGAUGCAAUCAACUCUCCCGCCACAGGUGGUAUGGGUCUUGACAAUGGAGGUGCAUCAUCAGGAGGUGGAGGAGGUAUGGCCUCCAGCUAUGGGGUAGGUGGACGUUCAUACCCGUCAUUCCAAGAUCCUUUGUCUGGAACUUCAAGGUCCUCCAGCCUCCGCUCAACUCAUGCCAAUCUAGGAGGUGCUGGAGGAUUUGAAAUGGGGGCACUAGCUUCUGUGCGCUCGGAAGGCACAACAUCCACCAGCUACAAGAGCUUAGCUAAUCAAACCCCACGUAAUGGAAGCUUGUCUUACGACAGCCUGCUUACACCGUCGGAGAGCCCAGAAUUUGAAUCUGCAGCACCUGAGCCUCCUUUUGGAUCCCAGAAUCCAGCAACUGGAUAUAACUCUCCAUUUUUAUCUGCACAGAUAGCUCAGCAACGAGAAGCAGAACUGCAUCCUAGUGUAGGUUUCCAAACCAAAAGUCUGGGCUCACCACAUAGAAGUGAAAAGCAAACAAGAGCUCAGUCCCCAGUGCGGUAUGACAACCUUUCACGGCACAUUAUGGCCUCCAUGCAGGAACGGGAACGCCUUCUGGAUUGUGAGGAUUCUGAAGUUUUCAAUGAACAACAUGGGAGCCCAUCUCAUCCUCCAGUUCCACACCAACGGCCACCAAGAUUUGGGAGGCCCCCUCUUUCCUCACCCACAGAGGGUGCACCCCACCAUUCCUCACUCAGGGCUCGCUCAUUGGGUUCACCGGACCUUCCUCCUCCACCACACACCUCAGCUCACCAGCAACUUGGUCAUAAUUCUACUCAGUUUCAUCAUCACCACCACCACCACCAUCAUACAGGAUUAGGAAAGUCAUUGUCGUACAGCAGCAGCUCACGCAUUGCGUCUCCCAGUGAAGGGGUGACCAGCACUUUCCAACUGAGUGGCAGCUCCAGUAACGUGAUCCAUGCUCCCAAAGACGAAGUCCAAAUGAGAGCUCACGGCAAGUUGAAUGGGCAACCCAAGCACUUCUUCUCUCACUCUCAUCCUCCUCAUCCUGGGAGUCAUGUGCCAGCCAGAGCCCCAGAUAGCAUCAGCAACAUGUCUUCAUCUCCUACAAGUCCUGGCCCUCGCCCGAUUGCCUCUGGGUCAUCAAAUCACAGUACUCCUUCUCUGAGUCCUACUAGAGGUCCAGGAGGUGGAGGAGGUGGUGUCAAGAAAGUCUCUGGUGUCGGUGGGACUACUUAUGAGAUUUCUGUAUGAGAGGCCAGGAAUUUGCUGGUAGAGGGAAGAUGCAGCUACACAGUGUUGGAGAAACCAAGGAGAAAAAAAAAACUAGCCAAGAGCUCGUGUGGCUCAUUGGGCAGUUACCUCUCUGAUGCCUAUAACUAUUUUAAUACAAGACUGAAUAUGUUCAGUAUCAGUUAAAUUUUGCCAAUCCAUCCAUGAUUUGUAACUUGGCAUAGCAUAACUCGGUAGCAGUUUGGAGAGUCCACAUGCCCUCUUUUCUUUUGGACUUCCUGUUCAUUUCAUUUACUGUGUGGGCAGAACUGAGGGGCGAUGUUUGUAUGUUUUUGUGUUUUUUAGUUUUACCAUGCAGGUAAAAUUUAAAAAUGGGCAUCUACCCAUACAUUCUACAUGCCUUGAAGGUGUGAAUGAUCUUGGUUUAACCUGAAUUGGAAUUAAAUUAAAACAUUUUCUGUUAAAUACCUGACCUUUAAGAUUAAGGGCAAAAUAAACUGCAAAGAUCUGUGGGAAGCAGUGUGCAAGAAAAGACAUUAGCAGUGUAGGUCUGGGGCAACUUUGGACACUGGGAGCUGUUUCAGGUGGUGUAAAUAUUUUAUGACCAAAUAGUGAGUGAGGCAUAAGCAGAUUUUAAGGACAUUUGAGAUCAACAUGCAGGGCUUGGUAUAUGAAAAUUUUACUUUCUAUUUUUAGAAGACCGUGUUGAUUGAAAUAUUUAUUUGCCUUUGCAAAAUGAAAUUUUUUCAGGGGAAAGAAGAAAAAAAAAAAAAAACUGAACACCCUGGAAGCAUUAAUAAACAAUGUCUCUGCAGCCUUCAGUAUUACUGAAAUUGAUUUCUCAGCUGAAUAUUUUUUCGACAGAAAUGCAGUUUCAAAAUGAAUGUGAUACAAGUUUAGAAGCCCUGCGCCAUUUGGAGCAAAGGCCAUAGUGAGUAGGUAAAUUUUUCAGUUUGACCAUUUUAUAAACUGUGUGCCUCUGAGAUCUAGAAUGAAUGUCUUUCCAUGCCUGCUGCACUGAAGCAGUAUGUAGUCCCUGGUAUAGAUUACUCCGUUGGCUUGGCUCCUCCAAACCACCAUAAUAUUUUGUGUAAAAUCAUUGUCCAAUGUCAACAGCUCCAACAAGUUGCCUUACAGUGACACAUACCCAAAAGGUGUGUAUUGACAUCUGUGUUUCUGCAACAGGAGUAUCCUGAUGGCGAAGCAGUAUCUUCCCAAAGUUUCUUUGAAGUGAUUGUUCUUUCCUUUCCCUAGCAAGAUGCACUAUACAGGCAAAGUGUUCCCCAUAUCCCUGAUUGUGUCUAAUAAUUCAGCAUGCAAUUAGCUGAUGUCUCCAAAUAGACUUGCCUGGAAUGGCCUCUAUGCAGUAAUUAUCAAGGUGUGUGUAUGUGUGUGUUUUUCUUUUGUAUGAGAGACAUUAGUAAGCACUGUCUUAUGUAUACAGUUAUACAUAUAUUGUGUCUGGACAGAGUGGUUUUAUAGACUAAAGGACCAUAAGUGUGUUAGCAAAUAUUACAGUACGAGAUUAUGGUGGUUUUGGGUGUGUCUCUCACCCCCUUCCUGCUCGCAUAUUGUUUCUUCUACCAUUAACUUAAUAUAGCCCAUUAUGACUGUAAUUUGAGGUCUCUACCCAGAAACUUAAACUUAGCACAUUAAAUUUGGCCCUUUUUAAGGCAGUCAAAAUAAGAAUAUCCAAAUACUUUUUUAAUGUACAUUUUAUAUUGCAGCUGCUAGCCUAAAGGGCACACACUUGUAUUAUUGAAUUUUUUAGUGAAAAAAAAUGCAUGUUUGGGUCAGGUUACAGUAGUAAUAACCCUAAAGUUGAAUAAUACUGACCUGUGCCAUUUGUCACUUUUUCAGAAAUUUAAAAAUUUUGUGUUUAUUCUGAUAACAAAAUAGCUUAAGCAUGUCUCCUCUUUGAUAAUAAGACAUGCUCAAAAUUUUAAUUAUUUGCAUGAUUUAAAAAAUAGUCCCAAACCCAAAAGAAUCAGCUGCGGGUAGCUGAAGCAAACCACAACAUCAUAUUUUGUUUGGCUUUGUCUAAUCUUAAAAGACCCAGUAGACAGUUGCUUACUAGGCUUAUCUGUAAGGAUACCUUUCAGUUUUUAAACUUGUCUGUCUUCUUCCCUGAACAUAUCUUUCUCUUUUUGCAAUAAAAUCACAGCCAGUCAGACACAGAUCUUCAAAGUGAAGACUUUCUUCUCUGUUUAAUAGUGACUGUAAAACUUAUACCUUUCACAGUUAAAGGUAAAACUGCUACCUUCAACCCCAUAAACCAACAGUCAGGAACAGAGAGAGAGAGAGAGAGGCAGUAUCCAGUAUGCAUAUUAAUUGUUCAUAUAAAUGGAAGGUUCAAAAGUAGUGCAUUUAAAAGUAUGGCAUCAGCCCUAUGAUACAGAGAAUUGCUAUUCAGACAUAAUGGAUAAUGAAGGUUGUAGUGUGUUUGAACUUUUGUAUUGUUCCCUUAUAACCAAGAACAUUGAUAGUAAUGCUUUUUUCAUCCAGAUAUGUAUAAGUUCUGGGUGCUGCACUUGUUUGAGUAGCAGUAAGGCAUCUGUGGCCAAUUAAAUUUUCAAAUAAGGUUUGAAAACCUUUGCCAGGUUUUUAAAACAUUUUUUUUUUAAUAUCUGUCAUAUGACACUCAAAUCCCGACCCUGAACCACUGUGUUUCAGUGCAUCACAGUGUACCUGUCUGUAGAUUUAGAGGAGAGAGUAAGGCACUAUAUGAAUCACACAGAUAAGUGGCUGUCAAUUUUAAUGGAGAAGAAGCCAUGGGAAGAGGCUCUCUGAGCCUCAUGUGCGUGCUGCCCUCACUGUUCCUUUGCUCUACAUUAAUUGUUUUCUGGUUCACUACUUACUUUCUGGUUGAAAUGUCUGUCUGCAGUGUCUGUUAAAGGGAGUGACCAGCAUGUGUGUGUGAUGCCACCUUGAUGAGGCUGGGUACAUAAUAAAGUUGUCCCAGGUGGAGCGAAUGAACGAAAUGCACCAUCAGAGACUGUUCAGAAGUUUGCUGCUUCCCCAAUCCGGGUUUAAAAAAAUAUGUAAAUUUCUCCUCCAGGCUGCCAACACUUGUAUCAGUUGUAUUUUAGCUGUUCCAAUAUGUGUUUGCCAUAUCUGCUUGAGGUGGGGACUCCAAUCAAUUUCUGAUCCAAGACAGUUGUACUUGAGGCUUAUCUUGUAUUUCAUCCCGUAAAUUGACUGCAGUUGUAUGAGUUGGGUGCUGUGUGGGUGACUUUAGGUGUCCCAUGCAUGCCAUUGUGGACAGAAGUGCAUUUAGAAAACACUUCACUCUGUCCAAAUUUAAUUCACGCCAAAUAAACAUGCACUAAAUCUGAAAGCAGAAGGGCACUACAGUGUGGCAACAUUAUUUUUUGUUUUGUAAUUGUGGACUUUGCACAGCUGCAUGUGUAUUACCUGAAUGGAAACAGUUCCUCACCAGAGUUGUAGCGUAAUAUUUUUGAUGGCAUACUCUGGCAGUUGGAAGCUGCAGGUUUCAGGUUUUGGACUGCUGCAGUUAAAGAUGGAAAAAAGAUUUUGAGGGUAAAUUUGAAAAUAUACACUGUGAUGUCUUGAACUGGCCCCCGUGACCAGUCUGAAAUGGGGCUUUAUGCUGUUGGUCCUGUGUCUCCUCGUUUCCCAUCUAUCAAUCAAAUGGACUUAUUUUCUCACAGUGGGAUCUUUCUAAUAUUUUUAUUUUAUGAAUAUGUUUAAACGGUUAUUUUAUUAUUUUUUCAGGGGUGGGGAAAUGUAAUUAAAAUGAAUGGACAAGUGCAAUCAAUAUAGCCACAAUAUCUUAUUAUUGAUAAUAAAAUGGGAAAAAAGAGAAUGGA